Sporothrix brasiliensis 5110 is the source of this 1881-nucleotide messenger RNA. RefSeq names its product c2h2 transcription factor. NCBI's taxonomy places the organism in Eukaryota, Fungi, Ascomycota, Sordariomycetes, Ophiostomatales, Ophiostomataceae. The record is from RefSeq and is a predicted model, not a curated record. Gene Ontology annotation, cellular component: nucleus. Bases 1 to 1881 code for a protein of 626 amino acids. Gene Ontology annotation, biological process: regulation of transcription by RNA polymerase II. The transcript is spliced from 2 exons.
AUGAAGCGGAAGGCGACCGACGAACUGUUGGCAGACCGGCCACUACCGCCAAGUAGCGAACUACACGGCAAGAUGAAAGACAUGCAGGCCCCGGCGGAGAACGAGCCAUCGGCUACCGACGUUGACCUCGAGUCCCAGGACGGCGACAGGGCAUCCUCCGAAGCACACACAACACCGGUGACCACGGCCCUGUCGACAUCCUCUCGCCGCUUUCCCUCCGACCUCAAGACGAUCCCUUGCACCUGGCCCAACUGCCCCAAGACCUUCAACCGGCCUGCGCGCCUCACCGCCCACCUCCGCUCGCACACCAACGACCGCCCUUUUAAAUGCACCCAGUGCCCCAAGACAUACCUCGAAGAAAAGCACCUGCGGCAGCACAUCAAGGGCUCGCACAGCCAGGAGCGGCAGUAUUUCUGCUCCGAGUGUGACAAGGCGUUUCUGACGGCGACACGCUUGCGCCGCCACGCCGCCGUGCACGAGGGCCAGGAACGGUUCCGUUGCCGAGGCUACGACGGCUGCACGCGCACCUUUCGGAAGCAUCAGACGCUCCAGCGCCACAUCCGCGUGGACCACCUACACCAGCCUGCGUUCGUCUGCACGCACGAGAUUACGACCCCUGGCGUGGGCGGUGCAUCCGGUGCCAAGAAGCCGUGCAAAGCUGUCUUUGAGAGUGCGGGCGCGCUGCGUCGCCACGUGGAACGCGACCACACGGCGCCCAAGUUCUGGUGCGAGGAAUGCGGGAGGGCCAAUGCCUCCCCCUCCGGGCAAGGAGGCGGCAUCGGCUUCGCGACCCGCGCACUUCUGGAGGCUCAUAUGCGCCACGCACAUGUCAACUGCCCCUUUUGUGACGUGCGGUGCGGAGGCCCGGCGGACCUGCACAAGCACAUCGAUAUGCACCACUCAGGCAAGAGCGUCGCUGAUCGCAAGACAAUUGCGUGCCCGCACCCCGGGUGCAAGAAGACGUUUACGCGGCGGGCGAACCUCAACGUGCACAUCCGCGCAGUGCACGAGGGCCUACGGUUUGUCUGCGGCGACGAUGCCGAUGCGGCCAGCACACCUACUGCCCAAGGCACGGGGACUGAACGGAAGGCCUUCAACGGCUGGACCGACCCCGCUUUGAUUUCUUGGGGAGCGCGUGGCGAAGGCUGCGGCCGGGGCUUUGUGUCCAAGAUGAAGCUCGAGGAGCAUAUUCGCUACGUGCAUCUGCGGCACGAACGGCCUGGGCCGGUUAUCGUCGUCGAUGCCGAUCCGCUGGCUGCAUCGUCCGCGGCCGCCAGCAGCACGCCUACGGUUUCGCCAUCACCUACGCCGACCCAGCGUCUCGGAGGUGCGACUGCUGGUGGAAACGACGACCUGGCAACACCCUCGGCGGAUGUACUCAUCGAUGCACUGCUGGGCACGAACCGGACCCUCGUCUGCACGCUGCCCGGUUGCGACGCGCGGUUUGUCCGCCACCACGAUCUCAACGUGCACCUCCAGCGGGACCAUACCCCUGCGACGGUGGGGGGCGCUGUCGACGUUGAAAAUGUUGACGAUGACAACGACUUCAACCCAGAUGAGUUCUGGAUCGGCGGCGGCGACCACAUGAACGGCGAUGGCGCGGAUGUCGGCGCACUGGUGCCCCGUGACGACGACAUGUUUGGGACCUACAUGACUAUGGACAACAUUGACUUGAGGUUGGCUGCACAAGCAGACCACAACGACAGCAUGCUGCCUUCACAGGUGCUCAUUAGCAACAAUGAUCCCCAAUGGCAUAUGGAUGAGGGCGAGAUGCGGCGGCUGAUUGGCAGCGAUGAUGCCAACGACGGAAACGGGGGAAACGGUGGUAGUUCGGGUACCAGUGCCAACAUGAACUUUCUCGACCCGAAUCUGUUCUUAUAG